ACCAGUUAUGCUCCUCAGUAAGUUAAUGAUUGAUGGUUUUACUGACAGCUCUUCCUCAGGUCCAGCUCGUUUCCUGAUUUGAUCCGAGCAGCGUGGAUACUCUCCUAAAGAUCUCUUUACUAUGUUUGUUUGGUUUGUUGUCCUGUCUGUUUCCUAACUCUGAAAAGUGGUUUUGUUCUCCUUCAAAGUAAAAGUGUUCCCUUAGCUUUUCUUACGGUUAGGGGUUAGGAGUUGUCUGUAUUUUGAUACGUUGGGAGUGACAUGAUUUCACCGCAGGCGAUACAAUUGUACUUUGUAGACUAGAAGUCACUUUAGUUCCACUGUUUUAACCUCCAACAUCGUGACACCUGGUGGUUCAUAGCUUUAUAGGGACCUCAUCAAACCUUUGCUCCGUCUUAUCUUAUCACUUGAUAAGGUUCUGCGUGUGUGUUCUGGUGAAGCCCUGCCCUGGCCUCAUCAUAAAGGCUUUACACGUAGUGAGCUGUGUUCAAAGUCUCCUUCCUCAUUCGAUCUGUCUUCACUGAGGAGCCCAGCAGCUCAGUCUUUACUCAGAACCUUUAGAACCGUGUUCACGUUCUGGCUCCGUUCUGAACACUUACUUUGUGUUUUGUGAACAACUGAAUCUCUUCCUUCAACGGAUCUUACUUUCCUUCCUUUUGUGCUUUUAUAUUUUCCUAUGACAUGGGGCAGCACACGUUUUCAUCACGGAGAAGCUAAGGUCUCCAGUCUACUAUGGAUGAGGAGAGAGAGGAGGGGGGUCCUACCUCUAAGACCACUCUGUCUGGGGAACAUGGCCGCCGGAGCAAAGCUAAGAGCCCAGAGCAGCAGCAGAGAGCAGACUCCCCUGGACCCAGCUGUGUCUCCAGGAAGAGUGACUGGUUUAUGGAAAGAAUGAACUGUUUUGAACCAAAAGGAGUCCAGCAGCAGAGAGCAGACUCCCCUGGACCCAGCUGUGUCUCCAUGAAGAGUGACCGGUUUAUGGAAAGAAUUAACUGUUUUGAACCAAAAAGAGUCCAGCAGCAGAGAGCAGACUCCCCUGGACCCAGCUGUGUCUCCAUGAAGAGUGACCGGUCUAUGGGUAGACUUUGGAACUUUGAAGAUGGAAAUCAGUCUAUUGAGGAGAGAAGAGUCCAGCAGCAGAGAGCAGACUCCCCUGGACCCAGCUGUGUCUCCAUGAAGAGUGACCACUCUAUGAAUCGACCUCCUCUCUUUAAAGAUGGACGCCCCUCCAGAGAGGAGAGCCCAGAGCAGCAGCAGAGAGCAGACUCCCCUGGACCCAGCUGUGUCUCCAUGAAGAGUGACCACUCUAUGGUUCUACCUGUUAGGUUUAAAGACGGAAAUCAACCUAUUGAGAAGAGCCCAGAGCAGCAGAUGAGAGCAGACUCCCCUGGACCCAGCUGUGUCACCAUGAAGAGUGGCCACUCUCAACCUCCUGACCUGAAAGAUGGACGCCCCUCCAUAGAGGAGAGCCCAGAGCAGCAGGAGAGAGCAGACUCCCCUGGACCCAGCUGUGUCUCCAUGAAGAGUGACCGGUCUAUGCAUAAACCUCCUGAGCUUAAAGAUGGACGCCCCUCCAGAGAGGAGAGAAGGAGGCAGGAGAGAGCAGACUCCCCUGGACACAGCUGUGUCUCCAUGAAGAGUGACUGGUCUAUGGAUAUCCCUGUUACCUUUAAAGAUGGACGCCCCUCCAGAGAGGAGAGCCCAGAGCAGCAGCAGAGAGCAGACUCCCCUGGACCCAGCUGUGUCUCCAUGAAGAGUGACCAGUCUAUGAAUAGACCUCCUGACCUUAAAGAUGGACGCCCCUCCAGAGAGGAGAGAAGGAGGCAGCAGAGAGCAGACUCCCCUGGACCCAGCUGUGUCUCCAUGAAGAGUGACCGGUCUAUGCAUAUACCUCCUGACCUUAAAGAUGGACGCCCCUCCAGAGAGGAGAGCCCAGAGCAGCAGCAGAGAGCAGACUCCCCUGGACCCAGCUGUGUCUCCAUGAAGAGUGACCGGUCUAUGGAUAUACCUCCUGAGCUUAAAGAUGGACGCCCCUCCAGAGAGGAGAGAAGGUGGCAGCAGAGAGCAGACUCCCCUGGACCCAGCUGUGUCUCCAUGAAGAGUGACUGGUCUAUGGAUAAACCUCCUGUCUUUAAAGAUGGACGCCCCUCCAGAGAGGAGAGAGUCCGGCAGCAGAGAGCAGACUCCCCUGGACCCAGCUGUGUCUCCAUGAAGAGUGACCACUCUAUGAAUCCACCUGUUAAGUUUGAAGAUGGAAAUCAGUCAAUCGAGAAAAGAAGAGUCCAGCAGCAGAGAGCAGACUCCCCUGGACCCAGCUGUGUCUCCAUGAAGAGUGACCACUCUAUGGAUCCACCUGUUAAGUUUGAAGUUGGAAAUCAUCAACCUUCAAAGAAAAGAAGGAGGCAGGAGAGAGCAGACUCCCCUGGACCCAACUGUGUCUCCAUGAAGAGUGACUGGUCUAUGGAUAUACCUGAUAACUUUAAAGAUGGACGCCCCUCCAGAGAGGAGAGAAGGUGGCAGCAGAGAGCAGACUCCCCUGGACCCAGCUGUGUCUCCAUGAAGAGUGACUGGUCUAUGAAUAAACCUCCUGUCUUUAAAGAUGGACGCCCCUCCAGAGAGGAGAGAAGGAGGCAGGAGAGAGCAGACUCCCCUGGACCCAGCUGUGUCUCCAUGAAGAGUGACGGGUCUAUGGAUAUACCUCCUGACCUUAAAGAUGGACGCCCCUCCAGAGAGGAGAGAAGGAGGCAGCAGAGAGCAGACUCCCCUGGACCCAGCUGUGUCUCCAUGAAGAGUGACCGCUCUAUGGGUAUACCUGCUAACUUUAAAGAUGGACGCCCCUCCAGAGAGGACAGACACCAGGAGAGGUCAAAGGUCACCAGUGCUCAGUCUGUACAGCAGCAUCAAACAGAGCUGAUCAAGAGGGCUGAGGAGAACGCACACGCUUUCCUAGACAAGGAGAUGAAGAAGCUCUGGAGGGAUCUCUUCACAGAUUACCCACAAUGCUCAGAGAGUCAGAGGGAGGAGGAGGAGUUGGAUGCUAAGAACGAGGAGCAGAGGAGGCGCGCCAUACAGGGAGUGGUGGACAUCACAAAGCUCUGCCUGAUGGAGAUGAACCAGGAGGAACUGGCCGACACACUGUGGGGCAGAUCUGCUACUGUUGAGUGCCAACAUAAUAUCAAGUCUCAUUUGAAGAAGAAGUUCAAGUGUGUGUCUGAGGGAAUCGCUAAAGCAGGAAAUCAAACGGGUCUGAAUGACUUCUACACAGAGCUCUUUAUCACAGAGAGAGGCAGUGGAGAGGUCAACAAAGAACAUGAGGUCAGACUGAUUGAAACAGCUUCCAGGAAACCAGCCAUGGAAGAAACACCAAUCAAAUGUGAAGACAUCUUUAAACCCUUACCUGGACGAGAUCAACCAAUAAGAACAAUAAUGACAACUGGAGUGGCCGGCAUUGGUAAAACCAUCGUAACGCAAAAGUUCACUCUGGACUGGGCUGAAGGCAAAGCCAACCACGACAUACACUUCACAUUUCUGUUAACUUUCAGAGAGCUGAAUUUACUGAAAGAGAAAGAGUAUAGCUUGGUGGAACUUCUUCAUCACUUCUUUAUUGAGACCAAAGAAGCAGGAAUCUGUAGAUAUGAACGGUUCAAAGUUCUCUUCAUCUUGGAUGGUCUGGAUGAGUGUCGAUUUCCUCUGGACUUCCAGAGAAACCCGACCUGGACUGAUGUCAAAGAGCCGUCCUCGGUGGACGUGCUGCUGACAAACCUCAUCAGGGGCGACCUGCUACCCUCCGCUCGCAUCUGGAUAACUACACGCCCUGCGGCAGCCAAUCGGAUCCCUGCUGAGUGUGUUGACAUGGUGACAGAGGUGAGGGGGUUCACUGACCCACAGAAGGAGGAGUACUUCAGGAAGAGAUUCAGAGAGGAGACGCUGGCCAACACAAUCAUCUCCCACGUCAAGAAAUCACGAAGCCUCCACAUCAUGUGUCGCAUCCCAGUCUUCUGUUGGAUCACUGCUACAGUUCUGGAGGACAUCUUAAAUAAAUCCCAGAUAGAAGAGAUGCCCAAGACCGUGACUCAGAUGUACAGCCACUUCCUGAGGGUUCAGUCCAUACAGGGGGACAGGAAGUACCAUGGGAGAUCUGAAACAGAUCCACACUGGAGUUCAGAGAGCAGAGAGAUCAUCGUUUCUUUGGGAAAACUGGCUUUUAACCAGCUGGAGAAAGGCAACCUGAUCUUCUACGAGGCAGAUCUGGCAGACUGUGGCAUCGACAUCAAAGCAGCCUCAGUGUACUCAGGCGUGUUCACCCAGAUCUUUAAAGAGGAGUGCGGGAUGUACCAGGACAAGGUGUUCUGCUUUGUCCAUCUGAGCCUCCAGGAGUUUCUGGCUGCCCUUUAUGUCUUUUUGACCUUCAUCAACGAUGGUGUCAAUCUGCUCUCAGAAGAACCACCCACCUCUGGGGAAGAUAAACUCCUCCUCCUCUACCAGAGUGCUGUGGACAAGGCCUUACAGAGUGAGAACGGACAACUGGACUUGUUCCUCCGCUUCCUCAUGGGCCUCUCUCUGGAGACCAAUCAGAUUGUCCUACGAGGUCUGCUGGGACGGACACGAACUAGAUCACUGACCAAUACAAAAACAGUGUCUUACAUCAAGGAGAAGAUAGAUGGAGAUCUCUCUCCAGAGAGAAGCAUCAACCUGUUCCACUGUCUGAAUGAGCUGAACGACCGUUCUCUAGUGAAGGAGAUCGAACAGUAUCUGACAUCAGGAAGUCUCUCCGGAAAAUCUCUCUCUCUUGCUCAACUGUCAGCUCUGGUCUUCAUCCUACUGACAUCAGAAGAGGAGCUGGACGUGUUUGACCUGAAGAAAUACUCUGCUUCAGAGGAGGGUCUUCUGAGGCUGCUGCCAGUGGUCAAAGCCUCUAAAACAUCUCUGCUCAAUGGCUGUCAUCUGUCAGAGAGAUGCUGUGAAGCUCUGGCCUCAGUUCUCAGCUCCAACUCCUGUUGUCUGAGAGAGCUGGAUCUGAGUACCAAUGAUCUGCAGGAUUCAGGAGUGAAGCUGCUCUCUGCUGGACUGGGGAGUCCACACUGUACACUGGAAACUCUCAGGUCAGUUUCACUCAAUGUGCAAAACAGUUACAAAUAAAUGUUAAAAGUCAGAGUUAUAUAACUAAUCUUAUCUCAGUACCUGUGAUGACCACAUUCAAGACUUUCAUAUCAUAUAAAGGCUACCCCUUGUUGUUCAGGUGGAUAUUGAAAUCCAUCCAUAUGCUUGCAAAUCUUUAAUUAUAAAUAUAAACCCAAAACAUAACGAUAGUGUCCCCUGUAUACAGGAUGUUGAUGGUAGAGAGCAGGGUGAAAUAUAGGGGGUCCUGGGAGGGUCAGAGACCCCUAGUUGGAUGCCUAAGACCUCCUGAAAGCCACAACAGCAACAUUUUCAUAAAAAUGAUUUGAAACCUGCAAUAGUCAAACAAAAUAUAUUUUUAAAAGCUUAAUACGUCCAGUAUUCAUUAUUAAACGCACAAAACAUAUAUUCACACAUAUGAAUAGGUUUCAGAAAGAUAUUUUUAAUAUUAUGUAACCCGGGUGAAGAGACUAACUUAAAAAGCUCUUUAUGUAUACAAUAAGUUAUUGUUGAUAUGUAGGAUACAUCAAUAAUUAUCUUUUCAUUAUUAAUAUAAGUCAACUCACUAUUCUUUUUUUUUUUUACCUUGCUCAGUACAUUUGGUUAUAUUGAUGAUAUUUGGGUUCAGCCAAUAGGAUUGGUUGAUAUCGAGACUUCGGGGUCAUCUGGGGAAGGGUGAGAGGUCACGAGUGAGCGGGAAAAAGGAGAGAGAGGGAAGAGACAAAGGAGGAGAGUACUUUAGUCUCUCUAGAGAUCGCCCAGCUAAAUGAUGUUUAGAUAUUUACUUCUUAGUUGUUUGACAGCUAAAGGAGUACGGGAGAGAGUUUAUGUGGGGCCGGUUUUAUUGGUGUUUCUGUUUGUGUCUGGGAUGUUGUGGAUGGAAACCUCAGUCUUCUCCACUCCCUAUAAUGGUACCGGGACUUUUUAUGAUGGUAUAAUGUGUAUGUUGUGUAACAUUAUUAUUAUGAUUGUCAUGUAGUCAGACAGUAAAGUGCGGUUUAGAGUCGUUUCAUAAAGUUUAAUAACAACCUAUUAAUAAAAUUGUAUGCUUAAGUGAAGUAUAAUGAUAAUUGUUGUUUGAUAAUUUAACAUCUGUGUGAAAUCUUUCUUAAUAUUUUAAGAUCCAGGUUAUUCAUAGUAUUUAUUAUUUCAUGUAUUUAAAAAAACUGUUUAAAAUUCUCCUAUAAUUUAACUACAGUUCCUAACAGGUUGUGUUUAUUUUGUGUGAA
Molecule: messenger RNA, 6347 nt
Organism: Gadus macrocephalus (Pacific cod)
Lineage: Eukaryota; Metazoa; Chordata; Actinopteri; Gadiformes; Gadidae
Product: NACHT, LRR and PYD domains-containing protein 5-like
Exons: 24
Coding region: 733-5139 (1468 amino acids)
Source: RefSeq, a predicted model, not a curated record